This is a messenger RNA of Trypanosoma rangeli, 1125 nucleotides long. RefSeq lists its product as uncharacterized. The transcript has a single exon. The coding region runs from base 1 to 1125 and encodes 374 amino acids. NCBI's taxonomy places the organism in Eukaryota, Euglenozoa, Kinetoplastea, Trypanosomatida, Trypanosomatidae. Gene Ontology annotation, molecular function: phosphatidylinositol binding. The record is from RefSeq and is a predicted model, not a curated record.
AUGUCAAAGUGGUCGUUCUACCGGGGGGACAGUGAGGUGUUUGGCGAGGCCAAUGAGUCGAGUGAGGUGGUUUCUCCCUGUGGCUACAUUGUGCAUAUUCCGCCGCCCGAGUCAGGGCCGAGUCUACCUGCAAUCGCCACCGAUAUUGCCUCCGUCACGCUUCCAACCGUUCGGGUCGCGCCCGACGUCACGCAAAAGAUGGUGACAUGGUACGAGGUGCUUGUCCGCUCCACAACGCACCAGUGGAGCGUCCUGAAGCGCUUUUCUGAGUUUUUUGAUCUUUACAAGGCGAUGGAGAAGGUGACUCUUGCGCAGGUUGCGAAGCAGCAGUUGGAGCAGUCCUUAAUCUCGCCGCCAUCUCGCCUGUUUUCAAUGUCAGGGCGCCAACAGCAACUGGAAAAGUUUGUACAGUCACUUUUGCAGACGUUGAAGGAUCUGUCGGUGCGUUGUCUUUGCGCCGACAAUUCGGAGCCGGGGCGGGAGCGGGAGCAGGAGCAGGAGGGGAGUGCCUGGCGACUGACGACAUCGGCGGUGACACGUGUUGCCUUUUCAGCCUUCAUUCGUUUUCUCACCACCACCUCGUACGAUGCCUCGCUGGAGGGUGCGGUGGCCGAAGGAUGUGGUGCCACGGCUCAGCUGAUAGACAAGGUGGUUGCUGACUGUAUUACGAUAAACGAGCGGACGUAUGUGCCGCCAGCCAAAAUUAUGCACGUGCCGAAUCAAGUCUUUACUAUUAUGCUGCAGCUUCCUGGCGCUUGUAUGUCUACUGUAUUUGUGAACUCCGCGGAAGACUCGCGAGAGGUUGUCGUUGGGGGCUCAUGGAAUGACCGCAUCACAGGACCCGGUUCCGUCUAUGGCGAGACACCAGACACGCUGCAGGGCGGCACCUCUCUCCCCUCAAGCGCCGGUACGGUGGAGGUUAACGGCUCGCACGUGGCGGUGGACGUGUCUUUUUCGGCCAAAGUAUUGGUUGACACCUUUCCAGUGGGUGAUUUCCAGAUGGAAUUUGAGGUGCCGCCGCCUUUUGCCGUUGAUGAGUGGCGCAGUCAGUACGCGGGGGGCAUUUUGUUUCUCACCUGGCAGUACGGCUGCCCCGGCCGCUGCUCUUCAGUGGAGAACGUGUGA